Molecule: messenger RNA, 1401 nt
Organism: Microplitis mediator
Lineage: Eukaryota; Metazoa; Arthropoda; Insecta; Hymenoptera; Braconidae
Gene: sturkopf
Product: lipid droplet-associated hydrolase
Exons: 4
Coding region: 327-1265 (312 amino acids)
Biological process (GO): lipid storage
Cellular component (GO): lipid droplet
Molecular function (GO): lipase activity
Source: RefSeq, a predicted model, not a curated record
AAGUGGACUUUGUAUUUUAAAUCAACGAAAUUUUCGAGUAACCGUCAACAACACAUUAACACGUGAAAAAUAAUUCGUUAUCAAGGUCAUACAUGAUAAUAUAAUCUACUUAAUAAUGUGAUAGUGAUAGCAGACCAAACAAAAACAAUAAUACUAUUACCCAUAUUUAUCAAAUUUCUGUCUGCUUGACAAUAGAUUAUUCAUUAUUUUUUUAUACCUUGAACCCUUCAUUUACUCUUAGCUCAUAGUCAUAAGUAUAUUUAAUACUUGGUGACUGCGCAUAUUUGUUAGUGUACCAACAAAUAUUUGAAAAACAAAAUUUAAAAAUGCAGCAGGCAAUGCUCCAGUGUAAUGGAGUACAAACUCAUGUAAUAACUGAAGGCCGGUGGGUAGAAAAAGGUCUCUCCCCAACUGGUUCUAAAGAUUUAGUAUUUGUGAUACCAGGAAAUCCUGGAAUACCGGAUUUUUACGCUGGAUUCAUCAAGGCGUUAAAGUCAAGACUGCCACCAGAGACUCCAGUUUGGACAAUAGGCCAUGCUGGUCAUGUACAACCGCCUAAGCGAAUGCGUUAUCUAUCUAAUGGUGAUUCAAAGGAACCAGUUUACAGUUUGAAAGAUCAAUUAGAACACAAGGUUGCAUUUAUCGAAAAAUACAUUCCUAAAGAUGCGAAACUUCAUCUUGUAGGACAUUCUAUAGGCUGUUGGAUGAUUCUGCAGUUAUUGAAAAAUGAAGAGUUUGCUAAACGUGUUGUUAAAUGUUAUUUGUUAUUCCCAACAAUUGAACGUAUGGCUGAGACUCCUAAUGGAAAAUUUCUCACCCGUAUUGUACUGAGAAUAGCAGCUUUAAUAGUAUUUCUAUGUUGGCUGUUUUCAUUCCUCCCAAUGAUACUGCGAUCAAUUUUAAUCCGUAUUUUCGGAGGGUAUUUCGCAGGAGUUACAAGUAAAAGUCUUAAACCAGUUGAACAACUUCUAGAUCCACCAGUACUAGACAGAGUAUUUAAAUUAGCUGACGAUGAAAUGAUAAAAGUACAGGAAUUAGACUAUGAUAUAAUUGAAAAAUAUUCAAAUAAACUGUGGCUUUAUUACGGAGCGACUGAUGGUUGGACUCCGACUCAUUUCUACCAUCAAUUGAAAGAAAAAUAUCAGGAUAUCAAUGCCGAGAUUUGUCAACGCGGUUUUCGACAUGCAUUUGUGCUGACUGAUGAAAUUGAAGUGGGUAAAAUGGUCGGGGAUAAUAUUAAUCAAACAAUAUCGAAUAAUUCUUAAAUAUUUAGCCAUAAAAUUAAACGAUUAAAAUAAUAACAUGCAUUUACGGGUUAGUUAUGUGGGUUAGGAUUUGUAAUUACAUAUAAUUAUUUUGUACAAUUAAACUUGAAAUAUAUUCAUUUGAUUAUUUAAUAAA